AUGACUUUCUACAUCUUCGCUCGCGAUGUUAUCAGUGAUGUAAAAAGCGCCCCAGAAACGUUUACCAGUUGGGAUAAAUGCAUGCAAAAAUCCUAUUGCAAAUGGCCUGCCAUUGUUGGAAUCGUCGUUGGAUCUCUCAUCCUCCUUUCGAUCAUCUGGUGUUUCGCCAGAUGUCUCUGUUGUGGAGCGGAACUUUGUGCUUGCUGCUGCAAUUGCUGCCGCCCUCGCCGAAGUCGUGAUCGUCCCUCGCAAUACAAAGACGAAUACUCUCGGGUACCACCCACUCCUUAUGGAGGAUACCAACCUACCCCUGCCCCCAUGGCUUAUGGUCACCCAAGCGCGCCGCAAUUCGCCACCUUUGACGAUCCGAGUGGCAAGAAGAUCAACGAAGACAGUCUCCCUCCCAUGCCCAGCUGGGAAACGGCAACGAAGAGACGAGUGGAGGAUAUAAAUACAAACGGAGAUGUGGAGAUGGGACGACUUGAUACACAACCACAACGGCUGAGAGGUGGCUACAACAGCGUUCCAAACGGACCAAUGUCUCCGGUCUCCCACCAUCCAGCAGGAGGUUAUUUCAACAGCAACGAUACGAUGCACUCUUAUCAUUCAGACCUUGGUGCUCAGCGACUGGGCGCCAAUGGGACCGGGUAUGCUGGCUUCCAACCGGUACCCUUGAGCCCGCCUCCAACUUACCGAUCCUCAUCGAACGCUCCAUCAGUGAUGUCUGAGAAGUUCAUUUCUGGGGCUGCGAGCCCGACCCCCAACGAAUACAAUCAUCAACAGCACCAAUCGUAUCAUCACCAACCAUCUUCCUAUGCUCCAAGCAGUGUAAGUACAAGAUACGAACCGCAACCAGAUUAUGCUUCAAGUAGGAUCAGCAUGCCUGCUCCCUACAAUCCGCAGCCGGAGUAUCAGGCACGGCCACCCAGUUUCUCGCAAGUUGGGAGGAAAGCUAUUAGUGGGAGUUACAGGGAGGUUUGA
Capronia epimyces CBS 606.96 is the source of this 981-nucleotide messenger RNA. RefSeq lists its product as uncharacterized. NCBI's taxonomy places the organism in Eukaryota, Fungi, Ascomycota, Eurotiomycetes, Chaetothyriales, Herpotrichiellaceae. The transcript has a single exon. The coding region runs from base 1 to 981 and encodes 326 amino acids. The record is from RefSeq and is a predicted model, not a curated record. Gene Ontology annotation, cellular component: cellular bud neck; plasma membrane.